Molecule: messenger RNA, 582 nt
Organism: Striga asiatica
Lineage: Eukaryota; Viridiplantae; Streptophyta; Magnoliopsida; Lamiales; Orobanchaceae
Source: the annotation of a GenBank genome assembly
AUGGCCGGCAGGGAAGUUCGUGAGUAUCUCACCGAUCCUAAAGACAAGAAGUUGGGGAAAGGGAAAGAUAGAGUCGAUGAUGAAGAAAUUACUUUCCAGCGCAUGUUGCCAAGGGAACUUGGCUUCUCCCACUGGGUGCUUGAUAUGUGCAGAUGCAAGAGAUGUAUUUCGGGCACAAGACACAGCGUGUCCUCUCAACUUCAUGGAAACUUCCCAAUUCUCGACAUCGGGUGCCGAAUUUUGUUGUUCCUAGAACUGGGCUUCCUUGAUGAGAAUAGCUUGAUCGUCAUAUCCAGAUGCAAUAUACAAGCCAUGCUUGGCCCAUCUAACACAAUUAACGGAGCCGAAAUGACCAUUGCUGGAGGCGAGCGGGUGAGCGUGGAGGUCAGGGAGGCGCUGGGAGAUGUCGGGCGGGGGCAAUCUCAGCAGCAGAUCUUGGAUCGAACGGCGAGUUGCUCGGGAGUGGAGAUGAAAGGGAUUGAAUUUAAGUCGUUCUUGUCGUCGCUCCGCCUGCUACUGCCGCCUCCGACGACGUCCGCCGCCCACGCUAGUAGACCGGCCAUUUUAGAAGCUCCGACUUAG